Messenger RNA from Dinoponera quadriceps, 495 nucleotides. RefSeq lists its product as uncharacterized. Bases 1 to 438 code for a protein of 145 amino acids. Lineage: Eukaryota; Metazoa; Arthropoda; Insecta; Hymenoptera; Formicidae. The transcript has 3 exons. The record is from RefSeq and is a predicted model, not a curated record.
AUGACAUCCCCACGCCACGGCGCCGGGCGUUAUUUCCUCGCGAUGAACGCGACUCGUGCGGCGCGUGUUGACAAGCUGCUUCUAACGAUCGCCCUUUGCACGACCGGCACGUGGUGCGUCAAUGACGGCACGCGAAACGCUCGGACAAUCGACUCGUUGUCCACGUUCCGAGACCUCUGGGCCAGUCGGAUCUGGGAGUGGUCCAAGAACGGUGCCAUGAGUAUCGCACGUUUCACCACCCAGAAGAGGCCCGUGCGCAUCGAGUUCGGACCUGAGGACGGAAAACGCGCCGCGGUAACUUAUCGCCGGCAACACGGAUACCGCGGAGAGUGGCUCAUCGAGCAGCUGGGGAACGGUCUUGGCCCUGGGUCAACGUCGUCGCGCAGUCAACCUGUGCCCGACACCUUCUUAACGCCGCCAUCCUUUCACCCCUGCUAAUCCUCCUUUCGACUCCACCUGUGUCCUUGCUCUCUCACCGAACUCAUUUAUCUCGGA